CCACCACCUUCGAGACUUUGCACCAUGCUCGUCGAUCCACUGUUUUCUGAGAGUCAAGGCCAUUUUCUCGCUUUCUGUUUCACAGUUAUAUAUGUCGGCUCUCUGUACUUGUCUAAGAAUGCGCGUCUUUCCUUCGUCGCUUGGUCGACCAAGGUGCAUGAGGGAACUACGCGUCAGAGACAGCUGAAUGAGCGUUGGCGAGACGAUGCCGACGUUAUCCGAGCACGACUGCUUGCGGUGUCGCUGGCGACGAUAGCAUCGUGUUUCUGGAUUUUCCAAUUGCUCUGGCCGUUAUAUGGAUUCUACCCUGGAGUUCACGUCACUUUCUUUAGACUUGGGUUUAUAUUCUCUCAUCCCAUGAAAGCGCAUCUCGUUACACCGUUGCUUUUCAUUGGUCCUUUUUAUUCUCGCUACCUAUAUCAAAUCCUUCCAUUCCAACGGUACUGGAAUACAGAGUCGACGAUUAAGAAGGUCGUUUCUCUCCCCGGCCUCCGUAACUAUCUGGUGGCUCCAUAUACGGAGGAGGUUGUUUUCCGGGCUUGCAUUCUAUCCAUAUAUCAUCUUUCAGGUAUAUCUCGCCUGCACAUGAUUGUUCUGGCGCCACUAUGGUUUAGUUUGGCACAUUUUCACCACGCUUGGGAUCUUUACAAUCGCUGUGGCCGCACAUGGGUCGCUGCAAAGCAUGCUGCCACGGCUAUCUCAUUCCAGUUAUUCUACACCAGCUUCUUCGGGUCCCAUUGCGCGUAUCUCUUCCUCCGUACCGGAUCCAUUUUUCCGUCCAUCACCUCUCACAUUUUUUGUAAUUUCAUGGGUGUACCUCAUCUCCCACUAGAAGUGGUCGUCUUUCCGGAACGAAAAAAAGCCAUCUUCGGUGCGUAUGCAUUGGGCGUGUUGGCGUAUUUAUUUGCUAUGAUCCAGUGGACGCAUUCGUCCGACAGCCUGUAUUGGAGGCCACCCAGGAGUCUGCUCUGAUCCCCCAUGUAACCCUUACACGGUUCCCAUGUAUUAAGUAUUAGCUGGAAUGCAAUUGU
This is a messenger RNA of Guyanagaster necrorhizus, 1031 nucleotides long. RefSeq lists its product as uncharacterized. Gene Ontology annotation, cellular component: endoplasmic reticulum membrane. Lineage: Eukaryota; Fungi; Basidiomycota; Agaricomycetes; Agaricales; Physalacriaceae. The record is from RefSeq and is a predicted model, not a curated record. Bases 25 to 972 code for a protein of 315 amino acids. The transcript is spliced from 6 exons. Gene Ontology annotation, biological process: CAAX-box protein processing. Gene Ontology annotation, molecular function: metalloendopeptidase activity.